Molecule: messenger RNA, 1500 nt
Organism: Bombyx mandarina (wild silkworm)
Lineage: Eukaryota; Metazoa; Arthropoda; Insecta; Lepidoptera; Bombycidae
Source: RefSeq, a predicted model, not a curated record
CCGGCAUCCGAACUAUCAACACCGUAGUGAUAAGCUCCGAGUGAAAUUAAGUGAAAUAAAAUAGCAAACGUAAUUUUUGGUUGCUGGUAUACGUUGAUACAGUGCUGAGACCUCUUGGAAGUGACUAAAAACAUACAGUGAAGUGCGAUUACUGGAAUCCAUCGCGGAUCUACAACCACAAUAUCAAUUAUUGGUUUAGAGGUUAGAAAACACGAAAACAACAAAUCGUUCACUCAAUGACACUUGUCGUGAAUGUCAAUUUAACUGAAAUAUUAAACAGUGUUGCUAAUUGAGAAAAAUAUUUAUACCAUAUUCUACUAUUCCGUCUCGUUACACGUAGAUAAUAAACCAUAAGAUGGAAGGUCAAUUUCAAAUAUUAUUUGAAAAAAUGAAAAUGGAGAUGCAAAGUCAAAAUGCUAAAUUGAAGGACUCUAUAACAAAUAGUAUUAUGGAAAAGAUGGAUGAGAAACUAAUCCCUAUUAUUGAAGAAAAUAAGAACUUGAAAACUAAGUUAGAAAAACUGGAAAAAGAAAUAGAUUAUCUUAAGAGGGCCGAGAAAAACAAUAAUAUUAUAGUAUUCGGCUUAGAAGAAAACGAAAAAUCCUCUUAUGAACUAGUACAAAAUCUCAAAGAAACCUUCAACCAAGAUCUGAAUAUUAAAAUGGAAGAAUACGAUAUCAACAAAGUUUAUCGCUUAGGAAAAAGAAAGAGAGAGAGCAACAAACCGAGACCGGUACUGUGUUCGUUUAUAAGCAACUGGAAAAAGACUGAAAUUAUCAAAAGUAAAAAGAACCUAAAAACUAUAUACAUUGCGGAGGACUACUCGAAGGAUGUGUUAGAAAAAAGAAAAGAGCUGCAAGCCAAGUUAACUGAAGAGAGACAAAAAGGCAAUAUAGCAUACCUGAAAUAUGAUAAAUUGAUUGUUAAAGAGAACAACUACAGCCAAGAGAAAAGGAAAAGGGAAAUAUCCGCUUCACCUUCUUCAGAUAAUAAUCAACCAAAAAAGCAACAAACCGUAAACACAAUGAAGACAAACAGGACAAAUGCUUUUGAUUUAAUGCGAUAUAGAUCCAGCUCCCUUUCGAACAUGCCUAAUACUAAUAAAAACCAAUAGCAACUAAAGAACGGCAAACGGAAACCAAAACCAACCAAAGAAACUGUCAAUAAAGAAACAAAAAAGGAACGAACUCCCCCAAGCCGACUGGUCCUCGAGGGGGAAAGCGACCACAACCCUCCAACAUCUAAAGACAACAAUCACCGAAAACCAGUAGUUUACAUAGCAUCCCUUAAUGUACUCACCUUGGGAAAAGAAGAAAAUCUUACGGAACUGACAUAUGCGCUAAAAUCUAUCAAAUGGGACAUAAUUGGUUUGAGCGAAGUGAGAAGAAUGGGCGAAAGUAUUACUUGUCAUCCAGACUAUUUACUGUACCAAAUAGGGGAGACGCAAGGCCAAUAUGGGGUAGGAUUUAUUAUUAAACAACAUUUAAAACAAUAUGUGGA